AUGCCACACCUCCAUGCCUCUGCAGACCAUACUCAGACGUUUACCAGCAUCCUCUGGGGUCAAGUCGGCUGCCACUUGACUCCUGGAGACUACCUUUAAGCUAUACUUCUCAACUAUUUUUUCGAGCCAUCCGUAAACUUUGAAAAUUUUCAUUGACUAUUCCGUAGAAAAUAUUUUUUGAAAUGAAUUGAAAAUGACCCGGAAGAAUAUAUUUCAUCCUAGGUAAAUAAAACUGUUUAUUUGAUACGCCCUUUCUUCUUUUACCCAUAACUUGCUAUAGGAAUAGAUUCAGGACUUCAAAAAAAGUAGUAGUUCCUUUGAAAAAAAUAUUCAUUAUUGCCUCAUAAUGUAAACUCGAUUUUUCUAAUCAAAAAAUUUCGCUCAUUUUUUUUUCAAGAAAAAAACAAUUUACGAAAAUUAGAAAAAUGAGCUUCAGAUCACAUCCAACCACCUGACCAUGUACUCCAACGUUGAAGAGAUUUACAACAUGACCAAGAUUGGCAACAACAUGAAGCAGCCGCAACAGCCCCGCAAACGACGACACUCCGACAACGAUUUCUCCGACGUGAGUACAUCAGUCUGAUGCAAUAUCAAGUUCUCCCUAGCGCUCAGUCUUGUCGAAAAAUACUUUUUCAAUACACCAACAAGGACAAUUACAGGACGAUUCGUCUAGUCCGAAGUCUCAAAGCCCUAGCAUCGACGACGACCGACGCGCUCAUCACAACGAGCUCGAGAGAAGACGUCGCGAUCACAUCAAAGACCAUUUCAUGUCUUUGAAAGACGCCAUCCCACUUCUCGAAGGCGAAAAAGUGAAUAUUUUGUUGAAGAUAACGUUUGAAAACGCUUAGAAGCUCUACAACAAACACAUCAUCUUUAUUUUCAGUCUUCCCGCGCAUUGAUCCUAAAGCGUGCUGUUGAAUACAUUACGGCCAUGCAGAAGCGUCUCUCGGACAAUCAGAAAAACAUGGAAGAGCUGAAAAUUCGGAAUGAGAUGCUUGAGGAAAAAUGUGAGUUUUCUCCGUUUUAAAUCCUAAAAAAGUUCUGAGAAACCGGUUUGUGGAAAAACAGGACAUUUAUGUUUUUUUGUUGAUUUUCGCGGAGGAACUGAACUUCUAGUAACCUCAGCAGUUAAUUAACAGCUUUUCGUUAGUUUUUAGAAUCAUCUUUGAAGCAGAUGUAGACAUAAAGUGUUUUGAGAAAGUUGAAAAAUCCAAAAACUUUUUUUAAUAUGAAAAAGAACUGCAAACUAUAGAAAUUUCCUCAACUCAAGCUUGACGAUUUCAGUGAAGUUCCGAUCGGGAGACUCGAUCAGUCCCGUUUCUCGUCCUUCUCCACUCAGUUUCAAUCCUGUCGCCGCAGGCCAAGUACCGACUUCUUUAGGACUACCCCCACUCCCAAUGACGACCAUGCCAAAGACCCUGAGGUAACAAGAACUAAAUUAAUGCCGUUUAUCAAUUUCUCCAUUCAGCCCUGUGAUCGGAGGACUGGACGCCUUGCAAAUCAACAGUAUGCUUGCCUCUUCGGAAUCCUCGCUUCUUGCCCUGACUCAAGCUCUUCUAGGCUGCGGAAAACUGUCCACCCCUACUGUUACUUGCCCCGGUUUUCAAUCUCUCGACUCGUUCGUUCUAUCGGAAAGACAAAUGGCUGUUCGGUUGUGA
Caenorhabditis auriculariae is the source of this 1658-nucleotide messenger RNA. The record is from the annotation of a GenBank genome assembly. NCBI's taxonomy places the organism in Eukaryota, Metazoa, Nematoda, Chromadorea, Rhabditida, Rhabditidae.